AUGUCAAAUUCACCUGCAAUUUACUCGAAUAGAGUUUUGCAACAAAAAUUAAACAGAGAAGAACAAAAAAUCAAUUAUCAACAUGUUAUUAGUAGUGACUCGGAUUCAGAUUCAAAUUCAACAAUCCAUCGAUAUGAUGACAAUGAAUAUGAUUUAACAGAUAAUGAAGCAUCGAUAGCAACGCAUCAUCUAACUGAUAAAUUUCUUGAAGAGAACUAUGUUCCAGAUAAUUAUGAUAGUAUAGAUAGUGGUACCGCUAAUUUAGUUCCAUAUAACUAUUCACCACCAUUAUAUGAACACGCGACUGUGACGACCAACGAAGCAGUCAAUCGUUUGAUGCAAUUUUUUAUUAAGUCAAACUUCGACAAAAAUAAAGUAAUUAAUAUGAUGCGUCUAAUCAAAUCUAUUUUACCGUCGCCCAACAAAUUACCGACAACGUUUCGACAAAUACUUCGAACAUAUGGUAAAACUCCAUCUUCUAUCGAAAAAUUCUAUUGCAACAAUUGUUUCACUUUAACAACAAGAAAAAAUGGUCAGCACUAUUGUAAUAACACAAGCUGUCGUUUUCGCAACUCUCAAUUAUCAAAAAAACAAGUAACAGAAGUUGUUAUUGUAAAUAUAAGAGAGAAAUUACAAUCAAUUAUUAAAAGAAAUUUUUCUUUAUUCACUGGAAGUGAGAAACUAUUCCCAUCAUUUGAUAUACCAAGUGGUGAACGUUAUGGAAUCAAAACAAAAGAAACACUUCAUCCAAUUACAUUAGUCAUUCAUGCAGACGGUGCACCUCUAAUUCGAUCGACUAAGUCAGCAGUAUGGCCCUGUUUCAGUGCAAUUGUUGAGAUACCACCACCUGUAAGAGAAUAUCAAUCGAACAUAUUAACUUUAGGCUUAUGGGUUUCAACUAUUAAACCGAAUGUGAAUUUAUUUUUGGAAGGUAUUAUCGAACAAUUAUUGAAUUUAUCAAAUCAUGGUACGUCGAUUUUUGUUCAUGAACAUGAAUUUAGAAUAAAUGUCAAGACUCAAUAUUUUGUAUCGGAUUUACCAGCUAAAUCGUUAUUUAUGAAAACAAUAAAUUUUAACGGCUACUUUGCUUGUACAAAUUGUAUAACUGAAGGUGUUUUACAUAAUAAACAAAUUAUUUAUCCUUAUGCAAGUAACAACUACCGUCCUAGAACUCAUGAUGAAUUUAUCAUAACCGCUAAACAGGUUGAACAGAAUUUGAUUAUUGGUGGUAAACGUUGUACUUCAAUAAGUGGUAUUAAAGGAUUAUCAUCUUUACUAAAAAUAUUUCAUUAUCCAGUAGAUAUAAUAUACGAUUAUAUGCAUCUGGUAUGUUUGAAUCAUGUACCGACAUUAAUAAAACGUUUUAUUGAAAUUAUAUCAAAAGAUACAGUUGCCGAAAUCGACUCUAUUUUAAAACAUAUUAAAAUUCCACAUGAUGUUAAUGUUAAAUUCAUUUUUUCGAUUCAAUCGAUACAAGAUUGGAAAGCGAAACAUGUACGACUUUUUAUCUUGAAUUUAGGCCUUCCAAUAAUGACUCAAUAUUUGCCAAUUUCUUAUUCAUCACACUUUUCUAUCUAUUGUCUAUUUAUCAAAAUACUGCAUUGUCCUAAAUCAUUAGAAGAAAUUCAAUUAGCUGAAAAACUAAUCCACUACUAUUGUAAAACGUCAUCAAGUAUUUACGAUAAAAAAAUAGAAUUAUAUUCUUUACAUGCUCAUCUUCACUUGCCUGCACAAGUAAGGAACCAUGGAGGACUAGCUUUUACAUCAUCGUUCUGUUUCGAAUCAAUGAUCAAUCAUCUUUAA
This is a messenger RNA of Rotaria sp. Silwood2, 1803 nucleotides long. The record is from the annotation of a GenBank genome assembly. NCBI's taxonomy places the organism in Eukaryota, Metazoa, Rotifera, Eurotatoria, Philodinida, Philodinidae.